GAACAUCAGUGAGAUCGAUCUGUUAAUUGACUAGUUUAGGUAGUGCAAUAGGAAUUAACUACGACGUUAUAGAGUUGGCAUACGUACUAAAUUUAUAAAAAUGUAUUGAUUCGCCACAAAUAUGACUCAAUCAAAAGACGGUUUUUACGGAGUGUAUUUACUGGUGAGCGAGAACCCUCGUUUCUCUGGUCGUACGUACAUCGGCUUCACCGUCGACCCUCACCGGCGUCUGCGGCAGCACAACCGCGGCUCACAUGCGGGCGGGGCGUGGAGAACAAGCCAUAAAGGACCGUGGUCCAUGGUCUUAGUGACACAUGGGUUCCCCAACGAAGUCUCGGCUCUGAGAGUAGAGUGGGCCUGGCAGCACCCAGAAGCCAGUCGUCGGCUGCGUGGCGUGCCGCGCAAGAAAGCCUCGGAGUCGCGACUGGCGUACAGCGUACGGCUGCUGGGCUGCCUCCUUCAGACGCCUCCGUGGUGCGCGCUGCCUCUCACUGUCACGUGGCUAGAGCAGCGCUACUACAUCCCCUUCACUCAAGACCUGCAUCCGCCUCCCCACAUGGUGGUCAGAACGUGCGACAUCAGCGAACUGAAGAAGUCGAAGCGCCUGCCUGCUGAUGAAGGCGCUGACGGAGGUCCUGCCAUUUGUGGGCUGUGCAACGACUCAAUGGACGUUUUAGAUAGAAUAAGAUGUACCCACGAUGAUUGUUAUCUGGUUAGUCACCCAUUGUGUCUGGGACGUCUCUUGCUAUUGCAAGAAACCGUUCGUCGUCACCCUACCCAGUCUCUCCCGACUUGGAUCCAACUUAACACGGAAGAUAGCCGCCACGCUCUGACAUCGUCCCAACGCGGAUCAAAAAAUUUAUCCACUGGAAGUCAGCUCAAGAAAUCUUCACAACCGACCACCUCACUGGAUGUCAGUGUCGUGGCUCCCCUGAUCCCAGUGGACGGGACAUGUCCAAGAUGUAAAGGGUACAUCCUAUGGGGGGAAUUGGUCCGUCCCCUGAGCGUGGCGUGUGCGAGCAGCAGAGGGGGUGACCGUGGUAAAGGUGUGUGGGUUGCCCAUGAAGAAGAAAACGAAGAACGUGAGUCUGACUUGACCGACGAUGAUGAAGAUGAAGAUCAUUGGACUAACCUACUUACACAAAAAUGAAGACAGAUUUACCUCUAACGAAAAGUAAAUUGAUGGCAGACAAUGCCAUAUUUUAAUAUUAUAAAAUAAAACUUUUUGCACUGGC
Molecule: messenger RNA, 1235 nt
Organism: Hyalella azteca
Lineage: Eukaryota; Metazoa; Arthropoda; Malacostraca; Amphipoda; Hyalellidae
Gene: slx1
Product: structure-specific endonuclease subunit SLX1
Exons: 5
Coding region: 122-1150 (342 amino acids)
Biological process (GO): double-strand break repair via homologous recombination
Cellular component (GO): Slx1-Slx4 complex
Molecular function (GO): 5'-flap endonuclease activity; crossover junction DNA endonuclease activity
Source: RefSeq, a predicted model, not a curated record